Molecule: messenger RNA, 1328 nt
Organism: Prorocentrum cordatum
Lineage: Eukaryota; Dinophyceae; Prorocentrales; Prorocentraceae
Source: the annotation of a GenBank genome assembly
CGGAUACUGCUGCUGGUCAUCGGACGUUCCGCAGCUGUCUUCGGCUGAACGUAGGAGAUAAAAAGGGGCGUGUCGCCGUCGUCGUCUGUCGUCGCCAGCCGGCCGGACCCUGCCCGCACCAUAUCUAGAUGUACGCUUCUGUUUCAGGGAAAUAUGUUUUGGCCAUGCCGAGCUCAAUGAUGAUCCAGCCGACUGAAGAGAUAGACCAAAGAUUACAGCUACCACUACUCCAUCCCAGAGGCCGACCUAGAGGUCACAGCCCCUUCGACACCAACGCCGUCGCCGUGGACGUCCUCGGCGGGGACGAGUCGGGCCACGAGCGGGCCUUCGCCCGCUGCGGCGGCCGGGGAGCCGUGGAGGCGUUCCUGGGCGCGGUGGAGCAGGCGUCCAUGGACCUGCUGUCGCGGCGGGCCCGGGAGGGGACGGCCAGGACGGUGGUGCUGCUGCAGCACUACCCAGGCCAGUGCCGCAAGGAGGUCUUCCUGGAGGCCCUGCCGGAGCAGCGGCGGGGGCUCGUGCGCGUGCUGUGCGCCUACGGCCACGUCCACGACCAGAAGUGCGAGGGCUGGGACUCCGAGGGCGCCUGCGACACGGUGAUGACGGGCGGCGGGGGCGGCUGCUGCAACCUCGACGUGCAGGCCGGGUUCACGGCCGUGCGCCUCACCGAGGCUGGCGGCUUCGAGGUGGACGUCGAGUCUGCGAGGGUGAAGCUGCCGGCCGACGGGUGCCUUUGGAAGCCUACGCCUCCGCCCCAGCCGCAGCACGUGUGAGCCGGCCCCGCCUCGGCGGCAGCAGCCCGCGUGGCCAGCCGCCUCUUGGUGGCUGGACGCAGCUCGGAACGCUGGUGUGUUUGGGCCCACCCUGGGAGGGAUCCAGAAGACCGAUCUUGAGCAGCCGUUGUCUCAGCUCGCCCUGCUCCGACUCCGCCUUCCGAGCUCUCCACUCAUUGCUGCAUGCUCCUCCACCCCCUCCCCCUCCAGUGUACAGUCGCCGUGGCGGACCGCCGGUUGUCACAGCGCACCCCGCGGCGCAGGAAUUCGGAAGGGCACCCGCGCGUGGCCGUCGGGGUGCGCUCCUCUCGCGGCCGCGCGUGGCCGCGUGGCCGCUACGCGGCCGCACGGCCGCGCACCCGCUCGUGGCCGGGAGGGGGGCCCGCGCGCAGCCGCGCGUGCCCGCGCGCAGCCGCGCCGCUGCUUGUUGCGAUAAUGCCAGCUGCCUUCGGGCCUCGCGCCGUGCUCGCGGCGCCGAGCGCUGUGCGCUGCGUGCGAGAGCCGCGGCCUGCCCCGGGCGGGCCGUGGCCGCGGCAGCGUACGGUCGGCACCGAGGCG